Molecule: messenger RNA, 4887 nt
Organism: Pediculus humanus corporis (human body louse)
Lineage: Eukaryota; Metazoa; Arthropoda; Insecta; Psocodea; Pediculidae
Exons: 16
Coding region: 1-4887 (1628 amino acids)
Molecular function (GO): calcium ion binding
Source: RefSeq, a predicted model, not a curated record
AUGAAGUACCAUCGAAACCGCCGGAUUGCGGAUGAUCAAACCGAAAAAUGGCGGCAGAUAAUUACGAUAGGAACGAUUUUUCUAAUAUUACUCGCACAUUUGACUCCUUUCAAUCGAGCAGAAUCAAACCGUGUGAAUUUGCCUUGUCUGAGUAAUCCCUGCGUGUACGGAAUAUGCGUCGAUGAUGCUAACGGAACUUUUCUUUGUUACUGCGUAGACGGUUACACCGGUCAUUUAUGUCAAACAAAUUGGGACGAAUGUUGGUCGAAUCCAUGUUUGAAUGGAGGAACAUGCAAUGAUGGUAUUGCGCAAUACAAUUGUACAUGCCCUCAAGGGUACCAAGGAGAUCAUUGCGAACAAAACAUUAACGAAUGCGAUUCCAAUCCAUGUUAUAACAAUGGAACUUGUAUUGAUGGUUCAAAUGGUUACACUUGUGCCUGCCCAUCCGGAUACUUGGGAGAUUUUUGCGAAAACGACAUAUCCGUGUGUAAUGACACGCUUGAAGCAAAAUGUUUAAAUGGAGGUCUUUGCAUAGAGGGUCCAGGUUUAACUUUUAAUUGUAUAUGUCCGUUAGGUUGGUCGGGUCAAUUGUGCGAAAAUAAUUUAGAUGAGUGUUUGUCAUCACCUUGUCAAAAUGGAGCCAUUUGCCUGGAUUUACAUGCUUAUUAUGUCUGCGUAUGUCCAUUCGGAUUCACUGGAAGAAAUUGCGAAGUAGAACUUGAAAUGUGUGGCGAUUCAAGCCCAUGUCAAAACGGAGCCCUCUGCUUAGUAGAAGAUUGGUUAAGGGUUUGUUAUUGCGUACCUGACUUUCACGGAGAAAGGUGUCAAUUUCAGUACAAUGAAUGUCUUUUAGGUCCCGGAUGUCAAAACGGAGGAACGUGCAUCGAUGGAGUUGAUGGGUUUAAUUGUACUUGUCCGCCGGGAUGGACAGGGAAAUUUUGCGAAUGUUUAAUAGGAAGUGAUAAAAAAUUAGACUGCAGUUAUUUCAUCUCUUCUUUUCAUACAUCUUCGCCUAAAAAUUUAGAAAAGGUGCCAAUUUGGAAAAACAACGUGCCAAAAGAUCCUAAAAAAAUUUCUUCCACACCGAAAAGUGUAUCAUCGACAAAAAAAACAACACCUAAAUUUUUAUUUCCGUAUCCUACGCAAUGUUUUCCUAUUUGGCCUCAGUUUACGAUGCCUCCUUCACGUCCUAAAACCGCGAAAACCACUCAGAAGACAUUGAAAACUACCGUUUCGAGUACAACUCCUGGCACCUUAAGAACAUCCACGAUAAUUACAACGUUAACAUCGAAAGUUAAAAUCACAACUCCGAUGCCUUCUUUAACAAUUACAAAAACUACAUUUGAAACAACGCCCAUUCCUACUGAGAUUUUAACAACGGAAACUGAAACAUUUACAACUCAAACAGAACCCAAAACAACAACAACAACAACAACAAGUAUUGCACCUGAGACGAUACCAAUUACAAAAACAAUUUUAACUACAAUUACAUCACCUACAACCCCAAUCACUACAACCGAAACAAUGGUUACAACGGAACCACCAAUGUCUUUUACACAAGAAUUUCAAACAUCGGAAAUUAUCACAACAACAACAACAGAGCCAGAGCCGACAACCACUGAAUUAGUUACCACUGAAGAAAUCUUUUAUCAACCAUCGACAAAAUUUCAAAACGCCACAACCGAAACAAUUACUCUCACUACAGAAAAACCUACAACUACCCCUUUACAAAUUUCCUCUGUCUCUACCGAAUAUAGCAAUUUUACUACUCCGACCGUUUCCCAGUUAACGACUUCGAAACCCUGGCAUUGUAAAUCCAUGACAUGUUUAAAUGGAGGAACUUGUUUGAAUACAACAUACGGACCUAAAUGCGUUUGCAAGUUUAUUUGGGAAGGACGUUUUUGCGACAGUAAAAUCAACAUCAAAGUAGCCGGUUUUUCAAGGAAUUCGUAUGUCAGCCAUCGUUUGACGGAUACUCGAAACAUUAAAAUCGAUUUAACUGCAAGAACAAUAUAUCCCUCGGGAAUAAUAUUAUAUUCUCAUCUCGGUCCCAACAUAUUCAUAACUCUCUAUUUAGAAGAUGGUUUGUUAAAAUUUAAGUUUUCCUGUGGCGUGCAAACGAUGAUACUAAGCGAAAUACAAUAUUUGAUAAACAAUGGUUUUGAUUUUAAUGCGACAAUCACAUUAGAUUUUCAUUCUUCGAACAAAUAUCCAGAAUUCUGCGGUGCCACGGUAAGAUUAAAUAACACGCUGGCAAUGAGUGGAGAACAAAUAACGAGGGGCCCUCACGUGGACUCUACUUCAGCUUGGAUUUACGUCGGAGGAAUUCCAAAUCAAUACGUAAAUCCGGAAGAAACUCCGGUUUUCGAAGGUUUUAUCGGUUGUAUACAAACUUUGAUUAUUAACAACGAAACAAAAGGAAUUUUUAAAGAUUCUUUCGACAGCUACGGAAUAUCGGAAUGCAAAUCCCUGGCUUGCCUUUCUAAUCCGUGUAGGGGAGGAUCAACUUGUAUUGACUUCAACAACACUUGGGCUUGCAUGUGUCCGCCUGGAUUUUUAGGUCGAUUUUGCGAAAUAUCAAUUUGUAAUAAUAACCCAUGUCAAUUCGGAGGAACUUGCGCACCCUUUCCAGGAAGCGGAUUUGUGUGCCUUUGCCCAAUCGGAAAAAAUGGCUUAUUUUGCGAAAACAGUAUAGACAUUGAAUAUCCACUUUUUGCAUCCUCCAUUAACGGACUCUCAUCAUUCGCUGCGUAUAAAAUACCGACCGAAAUUUACCAAGACAUGCAAUUAACAUUUAAAUUUAUAUUUCACGAUAUAGAACAAAUCUCACUUAUGCUUUUUAUGGGUCAAGAUGGUUAUCACGGGUCAACGUCAGAUCAUUUGGCGGUGAGCUUUAUUAAGGGUUACAUUGUAUUGACCUGGAAUUUAGGUUCAGGGCCACGUAGGAUUUUCACUCCGCAUCCCGUUUCCUACACGGGACAUUUGUUUCACACCGUUCAAAUAGGAAGAGCUGGUCAGAGGGCUUGGCUUAUAGUUGACGACCAAAGAAACGUUACCGGAAAAUCACCGGGAAAAUUAACUCAACUCAAUGCUCGGUCAAUCCUUUAUUUGGGAGGACACGAAUCGAGAAAUUUUUCCCUGCUUCCGCACGAUUUACCUUUGCAUACUGGAUUCACCGGAUGUUUGUUCGACGUGGAAAUAAGAACCGGACAAAUGCUGAUAAAAGUAGACAAAUCUCAACCGAUUUUCAGCAGGGGAAUCAGUCAAUGCGGAACGACGAUGUGCAAUGAGAAUUCAUGCGAAAAUGGCGGCGGAUGCAUAGAUCACGGGGCGACUUUCACAUGUCUAUGCAAAGACGGAUGGUUCGGACCGACUUGUUCUAUGAAAUACAAUCCGUGUGAUACAACUCGCCAAAACUGCAGUGAGGGAUCAACAUGCGUACCACUUCGAGAGGGAUUUUUUUGCGACUGUCCGAUAGGAAAAACAGGAAAAUAUUGCGAAAAAAGCGAGGAACUUUCUGACAUAAAAUUCAAAGGGAUUCGGUCGUACUUAGGACUUUCAGUUGAAGGAUUGCAUCAGUUUCAGUCUUGCAUUAAUUUAGAAAUUCGACCUUUGAGCAAGCACGGAUUGAUAUUAUAUUCAGGACGACCAGAAGGACAAAGUUUUUGGUCGCUGUCUCUGCAAGAUGGAAUGAUCGAAUUGAGAAUUUCAAUGGGUUUCCGAAGAAGGCGAGGAGAUAUAUUGACGAUUAAAUGUAAAAAAGUACUCGAAUUGGGAAAAUGGCAUAAAAUUAGAGCCGGAAGAUACGGUAGAAGAAUAUUUCUUUGGACGGAGGGAACAGUUAGCACCGGAGUAUUAUUACCCGGGGAAAACGUGUCACCCAGUUCAAAUUUUAUCUAUAUAGGUGGAGCUCCCGAUUUGUCAAAAUUACCUCUCGGAGUUAGUGGGAAAAUUUUAACAUAUUUCGAAGGUUGCAUAAGAAGAUUUAAUACUCAAUGGAAGGAAAUACCUUUGACGAAUAAUAACAUUAUAGAAGGACGAAACGUAGAAGAUUGUGAUGGCACAUUAUGCGGUGCUGACUUUUGCUACAACAGAGGAACUUGUCACAUUGAUGCGAACGAGGCACCCAUUUGCACUUGUUUAAAGCAAUUCGUCGGAAGAAGAUGUGAAAACAGAUUAUCUUGCAAAGAGAUGAACUGUCAAAAUAAAGGCAGAUGCAUAGAUAAUAAUAAUAAUUACGUACCGACCUGUAAUUGCCCCAACGGUUGGGGCGGAGAUUUUUGCGAAUCGACUCUUUCCGUACAUGCCCCUCAAUUCGGUGGCAACAGUUACCUCUUGAUAGAUCGAUCACACAUGAAUGCAAAUUCGAAAAAAAGAGACCUGGGAGAAAAAUUCGAAGUGAACAGUAUUUAUUUAAAUUUUACAACGCCGGAGGAAAAUGGUCUUUUGCUUUGGACUUCAACUGAUGGCAAUCAAAAAGAAUUUUUAGGAAUCGGAAUCGAAAAUGAAAAAAUGAAAUUCGUAUGGAGUUGGGAAGGAUACAACACAACGGUGGUCACACCCAACAAAAUCAUUGCAGAUGGCGUUUGGCACGAUUUGACGAUAGAUUUUGAAUUAUCCAACGUAACGAUAUGGAUGGAUGGCCGCAUUGUUUGGGUUUCCAACGAGACUCAUGAAACUGAUCAUCAACUCGCAACGAAUGGAAUAUUUUUUCUGGGAGGAUUUCCGGAAACGAACGAAAUAUCCAACAAAACUCACAAUUACUUUACCGCAGGGUUCAAAGGGUGCCUACAGCAAGUUAAAUGGGGAACCGAUUUACCCGUUUACAAUUUUACUAAAUUCACGGGUGAAAAUAUCCGUACCUGCGAUCCUUUCGGUAUUACUUAA